AUGGUUAAAUGGGCGUCCGUUAUUCGCCAGUCCUUCCAAGUCAAACCGGCAUUUGUCUGCAGUUCGUUUUGUGCUAUUGCUAGUCAAGUAGAGCGGCAACGUCAUUGGCCGACAAUCAUUAUCGACAGUGGAAAUGGCUUUCUGAAAGCGGGUAUCAGCCGAACAAAUGCUUUCCCAACAGUAAUUAGGCCUAGUAGCGACGACAUUUGGUUACGCAAGUUUUGGCUUGACGAAUCACCGCUGUACGAUGAGGGACAGAAAAGAGAGUCUAUCGUAUGCUUCGAGUCUUUAGAAAAGGUCGAUGUUAACUCUAGCGAAAUCGUAAUCAAAAUCAGUUUAAAGUUUGAAGUUUACAAUUCUUUGUGGAACAAUGCUCUAUCCACACUGAUGGUAGGUGUAACACAACACGAUGUCAUAAUCACUGAAAGUAAGUUGAAUGUUCGAAAAGACAGUGCAACGAUUGCACAAAUUAUAUUCGCAAAAUACGGUGCGCCAGGAUUGUGUAUCGGCAACGAAUCGGCUCUUUCUCUAUUCACGUAUCAUCAAAACACCAGCAUGGUUGUGGACUGCGGACACCUUGUUACUACAAUAGCAGUGAUCGAAAAGGGUCGACGUUGUCCAAUACCGAACACGAUACUAAACUAUUGCAGUGGAGAUUUGACCAUGCGUUUACUAUCAGAUUAA
Molecule: messenger RNA, 684 nt
Organism: Corticium candelabrum
Lineage: Eukaryota; Metazoa; Porifera; Homoscleromorpha; Homosclerophorida; Plakinidae
Product: actin, cytoplasmic-like
Exons: 2
Coding region: 1-684 (227 amino acids)
Source: RefSeq, a predicted model, not a curated record